AUGGACUGGAUCUCCAUCGAGAGCCACAUUGCGGCCAACCAAUUUCCCGUCGAGACACAUUGCGAUCCCACAGGCCAGAUUCCAAACACAACGACAACGCCAUACGGCUGUUUCGUCGACCGUCCGGACCUCUUCGACGCUCACCUCUUCAGCAAGUCUCCGAGAGAAGCAGCGGCGACAGACCCCAUGCACCGACUACUGCUCCUAACGACCUAUGAGGCGCUUCAAAUGGCAGGAUACUCCCCCGACCGCACACCGUCGACGCAGCGCCAUCGUACUGGGACGUCCGUGGGACAAAUCAGCGAUGACUGGCGUGAGGCCAACGCCAGCCAGAAGAUCGACGCCUUCUGGACCACCGGUGGCGUGCGUGCCUUUGGUCCCGGCAGGUAA
Messenger RNA from Aspergillus melleus, 390 nucleotides. It is a transcript of the gene PKS16, whose product is annotated as polyketide synthase pks16. Lineage: Eukaryota; Fungi; Ascomycota; Eurotiomycetes; Eurotiales; Aspergillaceae. The record is from RefSeq and is a predicted model, not a curated record. Gene Ontology annotation, biological process: fatty acid biosynthetic process; secondary metabolite biosynthetic process. The transcript is spliced from 2 exons. Bases 1 to 390 code for a protein of 129 amino acids. Gene Ontology annotation, molecular function: fatty acid synthase activity.